AUGGAAACUUUUGAGAACUAUUCAAAUCUUUUACAAGAUUUUUCGUCAAUGUUAGAUGAUGCAGAUGAUCAUGACGUUCUUAUUCAAGUUGGAGAAAAUCAAGAUAUAGAAGAAUUUCGUGCACAUUCGAAUAUUCUUAGAGCUCGUUCAAAAUAUUUCAAAGCUGUAUUAUCAAACGUAUCAAAUGAUUUGUUCAAUGGAAAGAUUAAGAUUAAAAAAUCAAACAUUAUUCCAAGUGUUUUCAAGAUUAUUCUCAAGUAUGCUUAUAUAGGUGAAGUGAAUUUAUCAGAACAACCAGUAAAAAAUGUUCUUGAAUUGUUAAUUGCAUCUGACGAAUUGCAUCUUGAAGAAUUGUUUGAAUAUGCUCAAGAUUUUUUAAUUGAAAAUCGAACAUCUUGGGUGCAACAUAAUCUUAUUCACGUUUUUCGUAGAGUUUCCUCACUUUCUAAUUGCAAGAAACUACAAAAUCACUGUAUUGAAUCUGUAUCAGCAGAUCCACAAUCAUUCAUUACUUCAAAAGAAUUUCUAUUUCUCGAUAAAGCUAUUCUCUAUGAAUUACUUGAACGAAACGACUUUCUGAUUGAGGAAGUCAUUGUGUGGGAUUAUUUAAUUAAAUGGGGUAUUGAACAAACUCACGGUUUGGGAAAUAAAAACAGCGAUAGAAUCAAAUGGAAUGAUGAGAAUUAUGAAGCAUUAAAGGAAACAUUAAGUCAAUUUAUUCCACUUAUUCGAUUCUCAGAAAUUAGUUCCGUUGAUUUUUAUGAUAAAGUUUAUCCAUUUAAGGCCGUUAUUCCUAAUCACAUUUACGAAGAAGUUUUUGAGUUUUAUAUGAAAGAAACAUCUCAUACUUGUAAUCCUGUUAAUGAUAGCUGGGAUAAUUGGAAUAGUUGGAAUGUUCAACCAAAUCGGACAAAAAAUAAACGCCGUUCUCCACAAAUAGAUACAACUUCAGUUAGUAAUGGUUGGGGUCGUCCUCCCCCUCAUCCAGAUGGUGGUGGCUGGGAUCUUGCUAAUAAUAUUCCUGUUAAUAAUGAUGAUGACUGGGGUUCUGUUAAUAAUAAUGAUAGCUGGACCAAUUGGAGUACAACUUUAGAUGAAUCAAGUCGUGAUUCGUCUAUUUCUCUUUGGCAAACGUCUGAUCCCCCUCGACAAACAGUAACAGACCAACCAUCACUUGCGCAAGAUUUAACAAAAAUUUAUGGAGAAUAUCAAUCACAUAUACAUAUUCAUAAUGGGCAGCGUUAUUCGGUUGAAAACUUUAUAUUUUCUUUUACAAAUGAUGAUGAUAUUAAAAAUAUGAAAAUAUGUCGUAUGAAUUAUGAUAAAUUAGAACUUAAUUAUGGAAAUAAGUUCAAUUUCAGUAAUGUUUUUCGUAUGAAUGGUUCGGACAUAGAAGUUAACAAUUCAGCCUAUAACGAUAAGAAUGUUAUAAACCCAAAUAUAAAGAUGUUUGUUCCUAAGGAAAUUGAAGUUUUCCUAAUCAGUUCUAAGUCAAGACCUCAAUAAAUGUCGUAUGAUAUGAAGAAAAUAUACAAUAAUCUCGACAAAAAUAGAUAAAU
Rhizophagus irregularis DAOM 181602=DAOM 197198 is the source of this 1559-nucleotide messenger RNA. The record is from RefSeq and is a predicted model, not a curated record. Lineage: Eukaryota; Fungi; Glomeromycota; Glomeromycetes; Glomerales; Glomeraceae.